UGUACUUUACAAUCACUUCUCCCCCAAGAACGGUAACUUCGUCCAGAAUCACAGGAUGAGUAAAUCGGAGCCUCCAGUUCCAGGGAAUAACAGGAAAGCUGUAGCAUUACAACGAUGGAGAAUCUUAAGACAGGCAUUGAAAGGCAGCAGUUCAUCAGAGACGUGUACAAGUGAUGUCUCAGUCCGGCGAUUUGCUGGUUAUGGUCUACUGAAGACGGAGAAGUUGUCCGUGACACCCGAGGGUAGUGUGUGGUACAGAUACACAGCCCCUAACCAGCCCGGGUUCAGCAUGGCAGUCAGGCACCUGCCAGGGACUAUAGAUGCCAGUACACUGUUGGGGUUCAACAAUACUGGCAAUGUUUGUGUGUGGCCAGCAGAGGAAGUCAUGACUGAUUACUGCCUGAAAAACUCAGAACAAUUCAGGGACUGUUCGGUUUGUGAGCUGGGAGGAGGUAUGACCUGCUUGGCUGGAGUUGCAUUGGCCAUUGUUUCCAAAGCAACCAGCAUACUACUAAGUGAUGGUAAUGAAGAAUCUGUCCACAAUCUAAAUGUUAUACUGGAUCAUGAAGAGAACCAGUCAAAGUUUGGCAACACAAGUGUCUCGUCAAGACUUAUUCGCUGGGGUAGUGAUACCAAGCAUGAGGAUCUAGAGAAGAAAUUUGACUUUGUCUUAUGUGCUGACUGUCUGUUCUUUGAUGAAGGCAGGAAUGAUCUAGCAGAUUUAAUUUUUGACAUUCUUAAACCUGGUGGUAUGGCCAUUUUAUAUGCCCCACGUCGAGGCUCUACUUUCCAGGCAUUCAGAGAUGUAGCUCAGAAACGAUUCGAGGUGGACGUCAAAGAAAUGUACAGCUCAGAGAUCUGGGAUCUCCACUGUAAG
Saccostrea cuccullata (small rock oyster) is the source of this 877-nucleotide messenger RNA. Its product is annotated as calmodulin-lysine N-methyltransferase-like. Gene Ontology annotation, molecular function: calmodulin-lysine N-methyltransferase activity. The record is from RefSeq and is a predicted model, not a curated record. NCBI's taxonomy places the organism in Eukaryota, Metazoa, Mollusca, Bivalvia, Ostreida, Ostreidae. The annotation marks the transcript as partial. The transcript has 10 exons. Gene Ontology annotation, cellular component: cytoplasm.